AUGGCACAAGAGCAAAGAGAACGUGAAGUGAUCACGGAACUCCUGGAACUGUAUAGAGACUUGCCUUGUCUUUGGGACUUAACAUGUGAAACAUACAAAGAUUCUACUCAGAAAAAAAAUGCGUGGGAUAUUUUAGCCACAAAAUUGAAAGAAAUUGACACAUCGGCCAACGCCACGUCUGCAAAAAAAAAAGAGAAAAUCUUAGAAUUUCUUAUAUACGGGAAUCCAAGAAGUUUACCGACUCACUUUAUUUUUUACGCUUUUCAGGUCAAAGAAUCAAAAAACCGCACUGGAUCGUCCACCAGUGACGUUCAUAAGCCCAGUUUAUGGUAUUACGAGUUAUUGACAUUCUUGGAGAAAAAAAAUGAUGUGAAAAGAAAGGGAAUCGAUUCACUCAUGGGUGACGAGGAAGACGAACAACAGAUAGGCCGGACGAAUCAAAAAAGCUGA
Molecule: messenger RNA, 450 nt
Organism: Parnassius apollo (apollo)
Lineage: Eukaryota; Metazoa; Arthropoda; Insecta; Lepidoptera; Papilionidae
Source: the annotation of a GenBank genome assembly